Zingiber officinale is the source of this 1897-nucleotide messenger RNA. RefSeq names its product protein EXORDIUM-like 3. The coding region runs from base 571 to 1650 and encodes 359 amino acids. The record is from RefSeq and is a predicted model, not a curated record. Lineage: Eukaryota; Viridiplantae; Streptophyta; Magnoliopsida; Zingiberales; Zingiberaceae. The transcript has a single exon.
CCCGCCUCACUCCUCUCUCCCCGCUCCUUCGUCAUAAUCAUCGCCGUCCCUAACGCUCGCAGCACAAUUAUUAUCAUUAUUCCAGGAAUUCGCGGGGCCCCACCCUCGUCCCGUCCCUGUCCGGCUGUCCCCCUCGCUUCGCCUGUUGGGGGCGCCCAGUACGGCCGGCCAACGAUCUUGGGCUGAGCUAAGCGGCGGCCGAACCCCCGUCAGAGAGAGAAAAUUUGCAAUUUUGUCUCCGCAGAGUGUUGGCUGAAUUUCUCCAAAAUUACCUCACAGAAAGCCAUCGAAUUAGUUCUCGGAAUUCUUCCAUCAAACUUGUUAUUUGGAGUUGAUGGUGAUUAGUUCGUUCGUGCAGGAGUGGGGCCGUUGAGGGGCCAACUCUGACAGGGAUACACUGAGCACACCAGCUGUCCUCCAUUACUUACCUUCCCACAAAGCUAUCUUCAAUGGCGCCCCUGCUGUAACUGUGACUGCCUCCUCCUCCGUCGCGUUCAUGGCUGCUCCUUAUAAUUAGCCAGCAAGAGUAGUAGAGCAACAACGAAGGUCGACGGCUUCGUCUUUUCUACAAUGUCGCGCUGUGGAAGAUUUCAUGAAUGCUUAGCUCUCGGCCUCCUAGCUGUCGCCGUGGCGAGCGGCGGAGUGGUCGCAUGGCGUCCCUGGCCGCACCAUUUCGCUGAGGAUGGAAGCUCUGGGGAGAAAAAUGCCGCCUUGGUCGCCGGAGGCGAAGCGGCGGCUUUGGGGGAGUCGAAGAAGUACGAGGGAUCGUCGGAGUUCGUGAAGCUACGGUACCACAUGGGGCCGGUGCUCACCGCCAAUAUCACCGUCCACCCCAUUUGGUACGGCAGUUGGUCGCCGUCGCAGAAGCAUAUCCUCCGCUGCUUUCUCCGUUCCAUCUCCGCCCCCUCCGCCCCGCGCCCCUCUGUCGCCGCCUGGUGGCGCACCGUCCGCCUUUACACCGACCAGACCGGCGCCAACAUCUCCGCCACUGUUGUCCUCGGCGCUGAGCGCUCCGACCGCCGGUACUCCCACGGCCGCAAGCUCUCCCGCCUGGCGAUCCAGAACGUGAUCCGCGACGCGGUGGCGGCGCCUCGCCGCCCGCUCCCAGUUAACCCCCGCGGCGGGCUCUACCUCGUCCUCACCUCCGCCGACGUCGCCGUGCAGGACUUCUGCCUCACGGCCUGCGGUUUCCAUUACUUCACCUUCCCGGCCAUCGUCGGCUACACGCUCCCCUACGCCUGGGCCGGUAACUCCGCGGUCCAGUGCCCCGGGUUCUGCGCCUACCCGUUCGCCGUCCCGCCCUUCGCCGUCGGCCUCCGCGCCGCGGAGCGGCCUCCCAACGGCGACGUCGGGGUCGACGGCAUGGUCAGCGUGGUGGCGCACGAGCUGGCGGAGAUGGCCUCCAACCCGCUGGUGAACGCGUGGUACGCCGGCGAGGACCCCAGCUUUCCCACCGAGAUCGCCGACCUCUGCGAGGGCAUCUACGGCACCGGCGGCGGCGGGGCCUACACGGGGCAGAUGCUCAUCGACGGCCGCAGCGGCGCCGCCUACAACGUGAACGGCGUCGGCGGCAGCAAAUUCCUGGUCCAGUGGAUUUGGAACCCAUACUUGAGCUACUGCAGCGGACCCAACGCACUCGAUCACCAGUAGCGACCUCCAUUUUUGCUUCAAAAAUCACUUUUUUAGAUCCUUCUCUUUUUUUUUUCUUGUUGGAAUCCUGUUCUUGUCUGUACUCACUACUGAGUGUAUGAUGAUCUAUUUAGCUAAAUAAGGAGAAAGACGAGGACAUGGCCGGAGAAGUUGCUGCUGCUAUGGAAGAUGACGACGAGUAUGUUCGCAAAUUAUUGCUUGUACAAAUUGGAUUCUCUUUUACUUGAUCUCCGCGUCGGUCUCUGAA